Molecule: messenger RNA, 651 nt
Organism: Girardinichthys multiradiatus
Lineage: Eukaryota; Metazoa; Chordata; Actinopteri; Cyprinodontiformes; Goodeidae
Product: integumentary mucin C.1-like
Exons: 2
Source: RefSeq, a predicted model, not a curated record
GCUGCUCCGACUACAACCACAGCUGCUCCAACCACAACUACAGAUGUUCCAACCACAACAACUGUCCUUCCAACCACAGCUGUUCAAACUACAACCACAGCAGCUCCGACCACAACCACAGCAGCUCCAACCACAACUACAGCUGUUCCAACCACAACUACAGCUGUUCCAACCACAACAACAGCUGCUCCUACCACAACCACAGCUGCUCCUACCACAACCACUGCUGCUCCGACCACAACCACUGCUGCUCCGACCACAACCAGUGCUUCUCUGACCACAACCACAGCUGCUCCAACCACAACAACAGUUGCUCCGACUACAACCACAGCUGCUCCAACCACAACUACAGAUGUUCCAACCACAACAACUGUUCUUCCAACCACAACCACAGCUACUCCAACCACAACUACAGCUGUUCCAACCACAACUACAGCUGUUCCAACCAAAACAGCUGCUCCUACCACAACCACAGCUGCUCCUACCACAACCACUGCUGCUCCGACCACAACCACUGCUGCUCCGACCACAACCAGUGCUUCUCUGACCACAACCACAGCUGCUCCAACCACAACAACACUGCUCCUACCACAACCACUGCUGCUCCGACCACAACCACUGCUGCUCCGACCACAACCAGUGCUUCUCUGA